Molecule: messenger RNA, 3690 nt
Organism: Anneissia japonica
Lineage: Eukaryota; Metazoa; Echinodermata; Crinoidea; Comatulida; Comatulidae
Product: coiled-coil domain-containing protein 178-like
Exons: 19
Coding region: 161-3115 (984 amino acids)
Source: RefSeq, a predicted model, not a curated record
CGUUUCGAGUAGUAUCUUUUUGCUGCUUGGAUACACAAACAUGGUGGAUGGCCCAAAUUUAGAUUGUUUGUGGCUCUUUUAUAAAUACUAAGGCUUUCACUCAUAGGCUUGAUUUUGUUGUCUUAUGAUGUAGUUAUUUAUUUUGGAACUCUGUUAGCCUAUGGAUCAGCCUAACUCUUCCAAUUCUACUCUAAAGACCCUUGUAUCAGCCGGUGGGAACACAGAGUUGUUAGAGCCUGGGGAUACAGAGGUGUUUAUCACAGAAUCAGAUGGAGUAUCUCACUUAGGAAUCCAGUCACCUGAUGUCAUCAGCAUCACUGUAUCAUCAGAGCCACCAUUUAAUAAUGGAGCCGUAUCAACCAGUAACCAAAAACCUAAAUAUAUGGAAGCAAUUGAAAAUGAAUCCAAAGGUGAACAAAUUGGUAAAGGAGACCAGCAUGCUGUACAACCAGUACAGAAGGCAAAAGAUUUUCAGAUUCCAGAGGGAUGGCCAAGACUUCAUGAAAUGAUAUUUAAAAAGAGGGCACUGUUCUUUCGCAAACCUGCUUCUAAUAGUGUCAACAGAGCUGCAGAGAACCUUCACAAAUUGCAGGAACGCCUUGAGGAAUGGAGUAAAGAAGUUGAACUUGAGAUUUUCAGUCGUAAGUCUAGCGUUAGUCGGGCAAGUAGCAAGGUGCCUGAGCUUGUUACACCUAGGAAACCAACUGAUGACAGAGCAUCAAGGCGGAUAAGAUUUGCAAGUCGCUCAAAUCACUGUGAUGCAUCUUCUUCAACAUCAAGUAGGACAGUUCCUGAUGGGCUAAGCUCUUCACUGGUGUCGGUUCCCAAUGAGGCCAUUAGUAGAGAUCUGUCAAUUCAAGGAAUUGGAGCAAUUAUGAUGCAAGAAACCAAAGAUGCUGAACCAGUUAUUGAAGAGGAAGAGGUGCCAAAUAUUGGAGCAGAAGUAGUAAUAGAUGAAGUUGUGACCCUGUUAGGCCGACUUGAGACUGACCGUAUGGAUACUGAAAAGACAUUUUAUAAAGAGAAACAAAGGGUUAUCUGGCUCCGGGAACGGAUUGACAAACUAGCCAAUCAUAGAAUGCAAGAGCUGCCAAAGGCUGUUCAAAAUGAACAUGAAGCCUGUUCAUUGGAUAUCAGCGAAUUAAAAUGGCAUUGUGCAUACCGUAAUCGGCAACAAAACCGCAUCCAAGGUCGUGUGGAAGUUUCACAGACACUAAAUGCACGACUUAAGGAAGACAUAAGCUUUGUGACAAAGCAUUGCCCUCUUGUUGAAGAAAAGCUGGAGCUUGAGAGAGGUGCCAUGGCAUUGAUUGAUAAUGCUCAAGAACAGACUACUAUAGAGUUACAGAAAACAGAAGCCAAGUUGAAACGUACUCAAGAUAAAUCAGCGGAGGCCCAUGGGAAGGCUAAUAUGGAACGCGCUCAUAUCAAGAAAGAACUAGAUUCAGUUCGAGAUGCCUUGAGAGAGAUAAAUCUGGAGCUGGAUGAAGCAAAAGCCUUACAUUUAACUUACUCCCAUCACUGCAAUGACUUGAGGGUAAAGAUUGAUGCUAACAAACAGGAAAAAAUAGUGCUGGAAACAAAAAAUCAAAAUGCAAAAGCAUCAGAAAAAAUGACAACCAAAAAGGUGAAGAAAAUACAGGAGAAAAUAGUAGAUGCAGAGUAUGAGCACAGAAAGUUAUCUGAUGAUAAUUACACUAUUAUUAACAAAAUUGAUGAAACGAAAAAGAAGAUUGAAAAGGUAUGCGAAGGGAAUGAGAAGUUGGAGAAAGAGACGUUACAACAGCUACGACAUAUGCAGCAAAGAUCAAAGGAACUACUAAUGGAGAAUGAAGACAUCAGAGAAAAACUGAGAGGAAGUGACAAACAGAAAGUUGCAAAUACCAAAAAUUCUGAGAGGAUAAGACGAGAGUUUGAAAAAGUUGACACUCAACUGAAGGUAGUUGAUGAAGAGUUUGAGAAAAUCAAAGUGAUUCACACAGCAAUGAAAAAUAAACUCUCAGGAGAGGAGGACAAGGCUAGGCUGACUGAAGACAACCUUCAGGGAACCUCCGAUACGCUAAGGAAACAGCUUAAGGAAGAGACUCACUCUAGAACCGUCCUUCAAGCCAGAAUAGCAUCUGACACAACUGACCUGCAGAAGCAGCGUGUGGAGGCAAGAAAGAAGAAGGCAAAGGUGUCCAAGAAGGCUACAGAGCUAGAAAAUGCAGUUGCUGUAAUUUUAGCUGAAGUAAAAGAACUUCGUCAGAUGCACUCUGAAAAAGUUCAGGCCAACCAGAGACUGCAAGCAGCCAUUGCCAAUUCAAAGAAGCAAACAUUGGAUGUCAAUGAAAAUCUGAAAAGUACCAUUGGUAGGCUCAAGCCAAAUAAGAAAAAAUUGGAGACUGAGAACCUAAACAAAGCAAAGCACUUGGAUCAUAUGCAAUAUCGCACAGACCUCAUAAAUAACAAGCUGGAUGAAAUGGAGCAGUCUGCCAAAUAUAUGAAUCGGGUCAUCACUACUACAGAGGAUGUUAUUUGCGAAUUAGCGGAGGAGAUGAACGAGAUAUCAAUCAAAUUGGAGACGGGCCAGAAGAUGCAAGAUGGUUUGAAGUCAUCUCUGGAUGACAUAUCUCAGCAGAUAGAUGAUCGUAAAACUCGUCAUGGUGAUCAUAUGAGAGAACGUCACAAAGUGCUGUAUGACCUUGAAAUCCAACUUCAUGGGAGAUUAACAGAAAACAAAAAGCUGGCGUCGGAGUACCGUGCUAAACAACAACGAAUGUACAGCAUUAAGAGCAAACUAAUGAACCACUUUGAAGAUCGAAUCAAGAUGGAAUCAAGUCUCAAAGACCAUAAACAGUUAAAUGGACUACAAACUCGUUUACACAACAUGCUGAUCCAAUACUACAAAAUUCGUGGCAUGUACAAUGAAAAUGAGCUUGCCCGCUUUGAAGAAAUAUCCGCUAUUAACUCUAGCCGAAUCUUGGAUAUCAAGGAAGAUAUGGACACAUGCAUUUCAACUAUCAGUAAAUUCUUGCUGGAUCAAGUUGACGGAACAGCUGCGAAGAUGGUCACUGCUGCAGCUAGAGCAGUCUUCCAAGAUGAGAAGCCAAAUGAAGCUGUUGCAACACAUUGAAACAGUUUUCCUCCUUGUUGCUUAUUGAGUAUAAUAAACUAUACUUAUAUCUGAAGGUUGAUAUUAUUUAUUAAAAGCUUUAUUUUGUGUAUAAUAAUCAUAAGACUUGUUUUAUAAGACUUAAACUUUAUUGUUUUUUUAUUAUACAUGUUUAAACUAAGUUCAUCUGUAGAUUUUGUUUUAUGAUUAUAAAUAUCUAUAAUUUAAUUGAAAGAUUUAGUUUUGAAAUUUAUAAUUAUUAAAAAUAUAAUAACCCUAGAUAAUGUAUUCAUUGUCAGUGGUUGCAACACUUGAUAAACUGCUUAUUGAAUAAUAGUAAUGUUUUGAUCUACAAGAGACUGAACCAAAUUUCACUUGCACCUGUAACAACAAUUUUAUAGUCCUUAAAUUUAGACUACCAACAAGCAGUCGUAGUCAGAAUGACUGUUAGCGGUGUACAGAAAAUAUGAAUAGGUGUAAUUUUGCCCUACCUGACGUGGAAAUGUACCGAAUACUCAGUACAUUUGAAAACAACUGCGAAAAAAAUCGCAAGUUGUUCUCGGGUGGGACUCGAACCCACGAUCUCCAGAUCACUA